CGUGGUGGAUUACCGUGCGCAGUGUGGACAGAAGGACGGACGGCAUCCUGCUGCUACCUGCUCGGCUUAUUGCUGUGUUUACAUUUGAGCCGAGGUUCGCCACUUGCAUUGGAAAAAAAAAAUUAAUAAUAAAAGAAAGGAGGAAAAUAAAACUAAAGUGAUGAGGGAAUGACAGCAACAGCCGGUCCUUCGUCCCCGAGAAGACCCAAGGAUGCUGCUGCUCUCCAGCCCGCGGUGCGGACGCCAGCGCCGGGCCUCGCCGCUGCCGCUGCUGCUCCUGGCCGCCUUGUUGCUCUGUGUCGACCCUGUCAGCGCCAGCCUUCCAGCUCACAGAAGGUGCCCUCAUCCUGCAGACUGUAACAAACAGGGACGCGACCACUGCCGGUCCGGCUCUACCCACUGUGGUCCGUGCUUUUCCCAUCUGCAGGAGAAUGACGAGGGACGCUGCGUGAAGCCGCACCAAAAAGGCAGGGUGACACCAUACGCCAGCCCGGAAGAAGAAAUCGACUUGAUUCAGUCUUUGAUCGAAAAACAACAAAAACAGUCCCCAUUUUUUGCCGCCAUCACCCCCCAAACAAAUGCCUCCAAACCAUCACAGAGGAACCAGGACAGACUUUCAGAUGGAGCCGGGCGCAACGCGACGCAAAUCCCCAGCACACCGACCCCCCAGCCCAGAGCCACCGGAGCUGAUGGCCGAGGUGGUGUUAUAUCCGGGCCAGCACCCAAGACCGACAGCAUUUUUGUCAUUGUUAUCUCGGUGUGUGUGGCGGUGGGCACCGUGGCAGUGAUCCUGGCUACUAUUUGUUACGUCAAGUUGCAGAAAGAGUCGCGCCUUGCCGAGAAGGUAGACUACCCUGCCUACGGAGGGGCAGGGGUGCCUCCUGCCACGGGCAACGGUACUUCGAUGGGAGAUAAGACUCUGGCCCAAAGUGCUCAAAUGUAUCACUAUCAACAUCAAAAACAGCAGAUGCUCUCGAUGGGGAAUCACAAACCUGAACAGAAAGUCACCGACAGCGAGGUCACAUCAGAUGAAGAAGAAGUGGGAGGAGACUUCACAGUAUACGAGUGCCCUGGGCUUGCACCAACUGGAGAGAUGGAGGUGAAGAACCCUCUGUUUGAUGAUUCGACUAUACAUUAUGAGACGAAUCCCAAGUGAAUGCUGAGCACUUAACAUAUACGCGCACACACACACACACACAAACUUGUACACACACACACAUAUGCAUACAGAGGCACACUGGCCACUUCUCUGGUAGAAACCUCUCGGUCUCACACUGCAUGCGUAGAAACGGAGGAUGCUGGCAGAGGAGGAGCUGAUAAGAUUGUCUUCAUAUCCGCCCUUUACUCUCCCCGCGUCCGUGCGGCUUUUUAAUACUACAAAUUGUACGUUGGGUUCCUUGUUAAUUUAUUCCUCUCACUGUUUUGAGGCACUGUCUUUUGGCACGUUAACGCUUUGAGGCCUGUUAGAAAUUUUCCUGUACAUGUUGUCAUACUCUAAGUUCAGACUUCGUCCUCCCUGCGCUGUUAAUUUCCUUCGUCUCUGCAGCUGUUUCCAAAGAAUAUCAUAACAGAAAUAUGUACCAGGUAGACAUAAACACAUACGCUGCAAACUAAGUGGCCUCCAUUGUUUUGUCGCGCAAACUGGCGACUAACAGGAAACCUUGAAUGAUAAUCUGCCAUAUCUCUGUAAAAGCGCCCUGACAAUACACAGGGCACUGGACGUGUGCACUAUUGUUGCACAUUUUAUUUCCUCUCUCUCAUAUAAGCUGCACAUUAAGGUUUUAAGAUGAUAUAUAUUUAUAUAUAUAUAUGAUCAGUAGUCGACAGUGUCUGUUGCAUGGUUUGACUGUGCUGUGUUUGAAUCAUGCUUCUGCCUCCUGCAUGCAUGCAUCCUGUUGCAGCAGGAGGGAUGUACAGUGAAAGUGACUUCUGAGCACUUAAAUGAAAAACGAAUAGAUGGCUUACACUGAUGGAUGUGAAGGUGGUUAAAUAUGGUUAUCUUGUAUUGGCCCUCUUUCCUUUCUGUCCUCUCCUUGGUCCCUGUUUAACCCCGUGCUGCAAAAAUGUACAUAAAAGAGUGAUGGCGUUCACUUUUUAUAGAUAUUUGUACAUGCAGACUAAAGAUUGGAAUUAAAUAAUUUUUACCACGUGAAAAAAA
Messenger RNA from Mugil cephalus (flathead mullet), 2158 nucleotides. It is a transcript of the gene npdc1a, whose product is annotated as neural proliferation, differentiation and control, 1a. The transcript has 9 exons. Bases 212 to 1156 code for a protein of 314 amino acids. The record is from RefSeq and is a predicted model, not a curated record. NCBI's taxonomy places the organism in Eukaryota, Metazoa, Chordata, Actinopteri, Mugiliformes, Mugilidae. Gene Ontology annotation, cellular component: membrane.